UUUUUUGGUUUAAUGGUAUUCUGACUCAGGUAAUUUAUGUUUUGCUGCUUGCUUUACAAUAACAUUAGGCCAAGUUCGCUAGAUGUAGAGCGUGAAUAGACUCAAUAAUUACUGAACAAACAGUGCUUCACGACUUCUCCAAAAUGCCGUCGUCGCCUAGAAGGAAAACGCAUAGAGAGAAACGAAGAGAACGCGAUAGAAACAGAUCUGCUGGCAGAGAACGACGACGUUCAGUUGAACGGGAGAAAAGUCGGGACAGAAGCCGUGAACGUCGGGAGCGAGACAGAGAACGAGAUUUACGACAGCGAGAGUAUAGACGAAGAACCAGAUCGAGAUCACGAUCGUAUGACAGAGCUCGUGAAAAGUCUCCGUUACCAACAUCAUCCAAACGGUUACAUAGCAAGCCAGUUGUUACAGAAGCAGAACUUGAAGGUAAAUCUCCCGAAGAACAAGAGAUGUUGAAAACUAUGGGAUUUUGCGGUUUUGACACGACCAAGGGCAAAAAAGUAGAAGGUAAUAACGUAGGCGAGGUGCAUGUUAUUCUAAAACGCAAGUAUAGACAAUACAUGAAUCGUAAAGGUGGCUUCAAUCGACCGCUGGAUUUUGUAGCAUGAUUCAGGUUAAUUUGUUUGAUAUCUUGUGUCGGAGCAUAAAAAACGGUUCAGACUGUUUUCAAAAGGGUUCAACCGAGAACAAGUAAUGUUUCAAUUCAACAGUGAACUUAAUUUUUGUUUGUUAGUUAUUAGUUUCAUAUUUUCAAAUGGGUAUAUUCAAAGUGAUCCUUAGCAUUCAAAUCAUUCUCCAUAAUGUACAAUAGUCGCAACACAACACAACAAACGGGUUCCAUAUAACUGCAAUAGCCAUUUUUCAUAUACAAACACACCAUUACUAAAUUUACCAAACAAUGCAAUAGCCAAAAAAGAAGUGUAGGAUUGUGAGUCUGAGUGGAGGUAUCAAAUUUGAAACCGUGCCUUCAAAUAACAUAAGUUUUUCAACCACACUAAACACUAAUUCGGACAUUUAUUUCAACUUAUCCAAAAUAAUUCUUCAUUAAUUUUGGUAACACACUGUUAUUGUGUAAUUAUCUUCCAACUCGGAUUAUAUACAUCUUGCACUUCUUUUAUUUUAACACAACAAACCUUAGAUUUUAUUCGCCACAGUUAACAAUAGCAUCAAAACAGAAACUUUAAUAUACCUCAUACAAUAGAUUAUAUAAAGCGUAUUUGUAUGUAUAAGUAUUAUACAUUUGGAUACUAAUAUAAUACGUAAAAUAAGCAAACAGGUUUUUGUAUGUCAACUUUUUGAAUAAUUUAGAUAGUUUGGAUUUACCCAGAAAACAUGUUUUUGAAUAAAUAGAUGUUCAACGUUAACAUCAUUAUUGUUAUCUUGCUUUCGUUGUUUAAUCCGUCUGGUCGUCCAGAUGUAAUAAUAAUUAUCGAUAAUGAAUGUUUACAAAAAUAGAAGAAGACAAGCAUUUGAGAAAAUGAUCAACCUGUUUCAAAUUGAAAUUGAUUUAUGAGCUAGAAAUAUACAGAAAAAAAUCAUCUUAAGCUUCUAUGAAAUGUAAGGGGAAAAAUAAAUGUGACAAUUUCUAA
This is a messenger RNA of Toxorhynchites rutilus septentrionalis, 1595 nucleotides long. It is a transcript of the gene ytr, whose product is annotated as U4/U6.U5 small nuclear ribonucleoprotein 27 kDa protein. Bases 144 to 614 code for a protein of 156 amino acids. Gene Ontology annotation, biological process: RNA splicing. The transcript is spliced from 4 exons. Gene Ontology annotation, cellular component: precatalytic spliceosome. NCBI's taxonomy places the organism in Eukaryota, Metazoa, Arthropoda, Insecta, Diptera, Culicidae. The record is from RefSeq and is a predicted model, not a curated record.